Molecule: messenger RNA, 5996 nt
Organism: Orcinus orca (killer whale)
Lineage: Eukaryota; Metazoa; Chordata; Mammalia; Artiodactyla; Delphinidae
Gene: VPS54
Product: VPS54 subunit of GARP complex
Exons: 24
Coding region: 1175-4177 (1000 amino acids)
Biological process (GO): Golgi to vacuole transport; retrograde transport, endosome to Golgi
Cellular component (GO): GARP complex
Molecular function (GO): syntaxin binding
Source: RefSeq, a predicted model, not a curated record
AUUAAUAAUAUACACACACUUCAAGCAUCUCAGUCAAAUAGCAGGAAUAACUGAUUUCAGUGCCAGAGAAGUUUGAUAGGUGCCUGGAAGGAAGGCCUGGAACUAGGGGAAAACUUAGAAGAACUUGGUGAGGGAAGGCCUCGAGAGAGAGACAAUGCAGUUUCCAGAGUCCAGUGGAUUGUUGGGGAGGGGUCACCUUAAACCUUUAAAAGGACGCUUAACUGGGAAAUUCUGAGCAGCCUUCACUUUGAAGGGGGUGAAAGGAGAGGUGGAAUGUUGUGGAAGUAUCUUCUUAAUAGGAGCUGGGUGGUUGAGAGAUGCUUGGAGUCAGUUGGUCUGGGGGGUGGGCGAAGGCCACCCUGAGGGUUCGCGGACCGUCCCUCGGAAGGCGGCAGACGGCACCUGGCUGCCGCCGAGAGCACCUCGGGGUGGGGGAAGGGUCGUGGGGAAAAGUCGAGUUCAGCGUGGGUUUCUCUCUUUGCCUGGAGGACUAUUAGAAUAGAUUAGAGGAGGCGCCGAGCAGCCGCGCGGGGUAUUCCCCGCUCCGGGGGAAUGCCGGCGGCGCCAGCGCCGGCCCCGGCCUUCUCCUGAGGCGGCGAGAGCUACCCCCGGUCCGGGCCGCGGCCUCCCGCCCCGGCGGAGCCGCGCGGUGGAUUGUGGGCUGGGGGCUGCGGCGGCCUCACUGCGGCCUCGGACACUGUCUCCCCGGACCUAGCCGGGCCGAGGCAGGCGGGCGGAGUGAGGGGAACCAGUGGAGCAGGGAGCAGAAGCGCUAGAGUAGUGGUCGCGGCGCGGCGGCGGCGGCGGCGGCUCCUCUGGAGGCCGGGGAUGUGGGAGAGGCGGUGGCAGGAGCGGCGGAGGCGGCGCUGCGGACCCGGGGGAAACUGCUGGCUGACAGGACACCCGGGAGAGACGUGAGGGAGCUGCCGCUGCCGCCUCUCACCCCCGAGCGGAGCUGGGCUCGAGAGGGCGGCCCUGUGCUCCCCCAGCCGACUAGCCAGCCGGCGCGGGGCGGGGGCGGGAAGCCGGGCUCGGGCCCAGCCGGGCUCCGGGCGGCGGCGGCCGCGGAGCAGCAGCCUCGGCGCGACGUGGAGGGUUGGAGGCGGCGGCGAUGCACUAGGCCUUGCUCUGGGGCUGCUGCCCGGGACCCGCAGUUGAGUGGUGAUUUUAUGCAAUGGCUUCAAGCCACAGUUCUUCACCAGUGCCUCAAGGAAGCAGCAGUGAUGUUUUCUUUAAAAAAGAGGUAGACCCGACAAAACACAUUCGACCUGUGCAGUCACUGCCAGAUGUGUGUCCCAAGGAACCCACAGGUGAUUCAAAUAGUUUAUGUGUUGCCCCAUCUCUAGUUACAGAUCAACAUAGAUGGACUAUAUAUCAUUCCAAAGUAAAUCUCCCAGCAGCAUUAAAUGAUCCUAGAUUAGCAAAAAGAGAAUCUGACUUCUUCACAAAAACAUGGGGAUUGGACUUUGUGGACACUGAAGUCAUACCUUCAUUCUACCUCCCACAGAUCAGCAAGGAACAUUUUACAGUAUAUCAACAGGAAAUCUCUCAGAGAGAGAAGAUUCAUGAGAGAUGCAAGAAAAUUUGUCCUCCUAAAGAUACCUUUGACAGGACUCUCUUACAUACUCAUGAUAAAUCCAGGACAGAUCUGGAGCAAGUACCUAAGAUUUUUAUGAAACCAGAUUUUGCCUUGGACGAUUCCUUAACUUUUAAUUCAGUUUUACCAUGGUCUCAUUUUAAUACUGCUGGUGGAAAAGGAAAUCGUGAUGCAGCUUCCUCAAAGUUGCUACAAGAAAAGCUGAGCCAUUAUCUGGAUAUUGUGGAAGUAAACAUUGCUCACCAGAUCUCUCUACGUUCAGAAGCAUUUUUUCAUGCAAUGACCUCUCAACACGAAUUGCAGGACUACCUCAAGAAAACUUCCCAGGCUGUAAAAAUGCUUCGAGAUAAAAUUGCACAGAUUGAUAAAGUAAUGUGUGAAGGAUCACUACACAUUUUAAGACUGGCACUUACCAGAAAUAAUUGUGUUAAAGUAUACAAUAAACUGAAAUUAAUGGCCACUGUACACCAGACUCAGCCUACAGUACAGGUGUUGUUAUCUACUUCUGAAUUUGUCGGAGCAUUGGACUUAAUAGCAACAACGCAAGAGGUUCUACAGCAGGAACUUCAGGGCAUUCACAGCUUCCGGCAUUUGGGAUCACAGCUUUGUGAAUUAGAAAAACUGAUAGAUAAAAUGAUGAUUGCAGAAUUUUCUACUUAUUCUCACAGUGACUUAAAUAGACCAUUGGAAGAUGACUGUCAAAUUUUAGAAGAGGAAAGACUAGUAUCUCUUGUAUUUGGACUUUUAAAACAAAGAAAACUUAAUUUUUUAGAAAUAUAUAGUGAAGAAAUGAUUAUUACAGCAAAGAAUAUCAUUAAACAGUGUGUGAUUAAUAAAGUUUCACAAAUAGAAGACAUAGACACAGAUGUUGUUUUGAAGCUUGCAGAUCAGAUGAGAAUGUUGAAUUUUCUUCAGUGGUUUGAUCUGCUAAAGGAUAUUUUCUCUAAGUUUACAAUUUUCCUACAGAGAGUUAAGGCAACGUUAAAUAUCAUUCACAGUGUUGUUCUCUCAGUUCUUGACAAAAACCAAAGGACUAGAGAAUUGGAGGAGAUUUCGCAGCAGAAGAAUGCUGCAAAAGACAAUUCACUGGACACAGAGGUGGCUUAUUUAAUCCAUGAAGGCAUGUUUAUAAGCGAUGCAUUCAGUGAGAGUGAAUUAACACCUAUAGCAAUUGACACUACCUCUCAAAGAAAUGCAUCUCCAAAUAGUGAGCCCUGCAGCAGUGAUUCGGUAUCCGAACCAGAAUGUACUACUGAUUCUUCAUCCAGCAAAGAGCAGACAUCAUCCUCUGUUACUCCAGGAGCUGUGGAUAUUAUGGUCAAUGAAGACAUGAAAUUAACUGACUUAGAGCUGGGAAAGCUGGCAAAUAAUGUCCAGGAGUUAUUAUAUAGUGCCUCAGAUAUAUGCCAUGAUCGAGCUGUCAAAUUUCUCAUGUCAAGAGCAAAGGAUGGUUUUCUUGAGAAGCUAAAUUCCACAGAAUUCAUAACACUUUCCAGAUUAAUGGAAACAUUCAUUUUAGAAACUGAACAGAUCUGUGGAAGAAAAAGCAUGUCAUUACUUGGAGCACUUCAGAGCCAAGCUAAUAAAUUUGUAAACAGGUUUCAUGAAGAGAGAAAAACCAAGCUCAGCCUCCUCUUAGACAAUGAACGCUGGAAGCAAGCUGAUGUUCCCGCAGAAUUUCAGGAUCUUGUUGAUUCUAUAGCAGAUGGAAAGAUUGCUUUACCUGAAAAAAAAUCAGGGGCUACAGAAGAAAGGAAACCAGCUGAAGUUCUCAUUGUCGAGGGACAACAGUAUGCUGUUGUUGGAACCGUAUUGCUGUUGAUAAGAAUUAUCCUUGAAUAUUGCCAGUGUGUGGAUAAUAUCCCAUCUGUUACUACUGACAUGCUCACUCGUCUGUCAGAUUUAUUGAAGUACUUCAAUUCAAGAAGUUGCCAGUUAGUUCUUGGAGCUGGUGCACUGCAAGUUGUUGGACUAAAAACAAUAACUACAAAAAAUUUGGCUCUUUCUUCACGCUGUUUGCAGUUAAUCGUGCACUACAUUCCUGUGAUCAGGGCUCAUUUUGAAGCUCGACUGCAGCCUAAGCAGUAUAGUAUGCUUAGGCAUUUUGAUCAUAUCACUAAGGACUACCAUGACCACAUAGCUGAAAUAUCAGCUAAGCUUGUAGCGAUAAUGGAUAGCUUAUUUGACAAGCUGUUAUCUAAGUAUGAAGUGAAAGCUCCCGUUCCUUCUGCCUGUUUCAGGAAUAUUUGUAAGCAAAUGGCAAAAAUGCAUGAAGCUAUAUUUGAUCUCCUUCCAGAAGAACAAACACAAAUGUUAUUUUUAAGAAUUAAUGCAAGUUACAAACUCCACUUGAAAAAGCAAUUGUCUCACUUAAAUGUGAUAAAUGAUGGAGGACCUCAAAAUGGGUUGGUCACAGCAGAUGUAGCUUUUUACACUGGAAAUCUUCAAGCCUUAAAAGGCCUUAAAGAUUUGGACCUAAAUAUGGCCGAGAUCUGGGAACAGAAAAGUAACAGUAAACUUAUUAAACAGGCAGCUUACUCAAAAACACGUAUGGAAGAAUUGGAAAAUGUAAUUAAUUGAUUCUUAGAGAAAAGCUGAAAUUCAAACUACCAGCAGACCUGAUUUGGGUUAUUCAAGAACAUUUUUCAGUAACAACAAGCAAGCUUCAACAAGUGAAGCUUCAAGGAAAGGUAACUUUUUAUAACGUUAUACCCCACCCCGCUAUACUAGAGAACAAGGAUGUGAAAGAAAUGCCCUACCUCUACCCACCCCACCCCCUUCAGCUGGGAAAAGAAACACCACUUUGUUUCAAUAAAUGGAGAGUCUAUGGAGAGCAUGGCAGGCAUCCCAGCUUUAGAACUGGAUGAAAGAUAUUAAAUACCUUCAAGUUUAAUUCCUGUGGAAAUAAUGAUGUGGUUAAGAUUCUCAGAAAUGCAAAAACUGGAUUUGUUAGGUAACUGGCUAGUGAGUACUUCAGUGUUCCAAGAGCGAGUCUUCCAACUGACAGAGUAACUGUUUAGCAAGAGUAAACCAUUUUUCUUCACCAUUUCAUAAAGUUAGCAUUGAAAAGUAUAAGUGUAUACAUGAUUGCUUCACAGCUUUAUUUUUAAAACCACAAACAGUUCAAAGUGACCAUCACUGAGGCCUCUGUUAAAAGAUUUUCCAGCAGAGCUACCCCAGUUUUAAGAUUAAACAAUAUUGCACUUUAAGAUGAAUUUAACUUUCAGGAUCUUCUUCAAAAAGAAAAGUACUGCUUCCACCUGUGCUUUUCACAGACUAAAAGCAUACCGCAGAAAACUCAACUUAAAAAUUAACACUGCAUGAUACAGUAACAUAGUAAAGUACCUGCCUAUUUUAUAAUCCUCGAGAACAUUUCAUUGUAAGAAACUGUUUAACCCAUAAUUAGUAUAAAGUGCACAAUAUUUUUCAUUCAGUGGUCCAAGAUACGAAGGUUCCCAGAUACAAUCUUGUUCUCUAAUACUGCUCCAGGUGGGAUGUCAAUUCGGUCACCAUGAUUUGCGAUGAUGAUAACCGUUCCCUAAGUGACAGGAAAAACAAAAAACAAGAGUAUACUUGCAAGUGCAGCUGAAAAUGCAAUUGAUUUUCCUACAAUUAUCAAGUUUAUGUAGAACUUCACCUACAAUGGAGUAAGUGUAUUUAUAAACAAUAUUACACAUGAAAAACAAAUAACACAUUAAGGAAAACUGUAAUGUGUCCUGUCACAAUACUGGCGGUAGCUGUGGUACCAUCUCUGAUAAGGAGGCAAGGAAUCUAGCAGUGGGAAGCAGGCCAGCGCCACAGAAUAGCGGGCCCUUUCCAAGAACUACUUGCAAGGCCACCAGCAUUAUCUACCUUCGUAAACUGAAAGGUGCUUGGUUUAUAUUUACAUACAGGUGUGGGUUUUUUUGUUUUUUGGUUUUUUUUGAAAACAGUUCAAUGAUUUAUAUUUCAUGUCUUAAGUAAAACUGUUUAGAUGAAGCAGUAUCAGCAAUAAUUAUAUAUAUGUUGUUUUGUUUUUUUCCCAAGAUCUGUAAGUAGCUUUAAUAGGAAGAACACCUGAAAUCUAGGUAUGGAAGUUUUAAAAAAUAUUUGAUUAGGAAAAAACUGUUGAAUCUUUGGUUCUGAGCUUUAAUACUCAUACCCAUAGUCCUUCCUAUUUCUUAUGCUAGGCUGGAAUGAUACUCAUCAAAAUAUCCAAGCACUACAGUAAUGUGAAUGAACAUCAUACUGAUAACAACAGAUUAACAAGAAUAGAUUAUAAUCAGUAUAAAUGAAGCUGUCAUUUUUUUCUACUUUCAUUCAGAUUCAAAUAGUCAUCUUUUAGUUAACUAAUGCUAAUUUAUCAGUGAUUCUAUUUUAAAUAUUGUCAUAUUUCAAUAAAAUAGUACCAAUUCAAUUA